Messenger RNA from Pocillopora damicornis (cauliflower coral), 3953 nucleotides. RefSeq lists its product as uncharacterized. The record is from RefSeq and is a predicted model, not a curated record. Gene Ontology annotation, cellular component: cytoplasmic vesicle; membrane. NCBI's taxonomy places the organism in Eukaryota, Metazoa, Cnidaria, Anthozoa, Scleractinia, Pocilloporidae. Gene Ontology annotation, biological process: neuron migration.
UUUAUCCGUUAUUUAGGUGAGACUGUAAGUUAGUUUUUAUCAGCCCAAGAUGUCUGCCAUCGCAAACCACUUUGGGUCUUGGAUCGUGACGGCUCUGAUUGUUUUCUUCCCUUUGUAUGUAAAAGGCGACAUUGCUCCAGACAUUAUCACAAGCUACCCAGAGGACAAUUUGAUAUAUGACGAUCCUAUGGAAUAUCAACGAGCAAAACGUUCUGAUGUACAGGACGACGACGAUAAAGCGAGUGACGAUGAUGACGAACUUGCAGAUGAGGGAUUCGACGAUGAAGAUGAGGACGAUGAAGAAAACGAUCAGAACUCGAGGACCGGUGUCAGAAGCUCUUACUCUUCGGGUCUUCGUAAGAAAGAUGAGAUUGAUCAGAAGAAUGCGAUGUCAGAAGAGCAGCGGCAACAGCAGCAGCACGAGAGCAUUGAUGAUGACGAUGAUGACGAAAGCGGUUUGGAUGAAGCAGGUUGGUCUUCAGGUUCUUCUGAAGACAGUGAACGCAGUGCUGGCGAAAGUGGAAGUGCUGAGGGCAGAAAUCAAAGUUUUUAUGCAAGCAGAGAACCCGUUUCUGGAGGAGGUGGUGAUGACGACGCUUCAGCAAACAGGGAUGAAAUCGAAGGAAGCAGUGACAUGAACCGAGGACAGACUAAACUCAUCGAAUCAGAAGAGAAAAAACCUGCUGUGAGUGUGCACCGAUCUAAGCCAAGAAACUUGAUCAAAAUGGUGCUAGAAGAAUCCAGACACGCGGAACAACUUGAAAAACUGGAAACAGGGAAUCACGAAGAAACUUCAGCCCAAGACUCGGGCUCAUCGGCUGCCUUAGUUCAGCAAAGUGAUGACCAAAAGGUUUACCAUGAAGAGAAAGGAAAUCAAACAGAACUGCCACAGAAUGGAACGAGUUUACAUAAAAAUAUUCCUAGAAAUUCUUCGAAUGAAACUUCAGUUACGGUAGAAGGCAAAGCUAAAAACAUGGUAAAUGAAAGUGCUUCGAAACUUCUAAGGAAUACAACGUUUCCUAAUGAGAAAGCAAAAGAUGAAGGAAGAUCAAAACCUCUAGCUAAACAAGUAGACCUUGUCCGUAAACAAGAGGGAGUGUGGAAAAAGAGCGUGAAGAAAGCAUCCGUUGGAGUUUCUCAUGUGAAACACUUGGCAAGAAAGAGAGUGCACGGCAAGCAUAUGACAUCCCAUGUCGUGCAUCCACAGGUGGCAAAAAAACUUUCAAAAGUCGUGCACAAAAAGACUGUCAAUAAAGGUUCAUCACAGAUGUGUCAUACAGACAAGAUUUUUUCUGGCCAUUCCUUAAAAGGCAGCACUAGAGCUGGACAUUUUGAUACUCUGGGUGAGACCCCGAGCAUGCACGCUUGCCUUCAGCGGUGUUGCAGUAAGCACACGUGUGACGUUGCGCUUUUGAUUGAUGGGCAUUGUUUUGGUGUGGCCUGUUACAGCAAGGAGCUCUGCGAACCUGUACCAAUCCCUCAUCCACAUUUCGUAUUCUCUCAACUUGGGCUUGUCAGUAAGGGGCAAAAGAGAGGAGAAAUCGAGAAGAACCGAGUGUUCCAUUGUGAAUACGGGAAUCUUACGCUGAAAAACAAUGAACAGUGGAGUGGUGAGCUUUGUGGAGGAGUUGUCACGUGCAAAGAUGGCAUAGCUACUGUGAAAAAAUGUCCGGGAAUUCCACCUAAACCAAAUGAUUGCACCAAGCCUCGACUGGUGGUAAGACACAGAAAAGGAGAAUGCUGUACAAUGAAAUGGAAAUGCAAAGCAAGACACUGUACUUUCAAUAAUCGUGUUAUCAAGCACGGUUACAAGUUGAGUGAUCCAUUAUGUACGGGAGUUUUGAGCUGUUAUAAUGGUCAGUUACACAUGGAAUACUGCCCAAAAAUACCACAAAAACCCAAGGACUGUGCGCGACCCAAGUUGAAGACUAUUAGUGUGCCUGGAAAAUGCUGCAAGAAACUUUGGGUCUGUUCAGAUAAAAGUUGUAAAUAUGAUGGCCUAAAAUUAUCGCACGGAGAGAAACUCACUGAUGCGUCAUGUGCAGUGGUCAUGGAAUGUAGAAAUGGCUUCCUUCACGAUAAACAGUGCCCAGGCCCUCCUCCGGUGCCGCGUGGGUGCAUCAAUCCCUCACUGAAGGUUAAGCGUAUUCCAGGUGAAUGCUGUGAGAUGAACUGGACAUGUGAUAUUAGAUAAAGCGACCAUCGAUUUCGCGGCUUAAAAAGGUGUGAAAUAAAACUUAAGUUUCGUGUAAGUGGGAUAUUUACCUUGGGCAUAGCCAUGGAAAAACCGUAGUGAAAUACUCUGCUGUGAAAAAUUGCACAAAAAUCAAAUGCUGUAAACUGGGUCAUUUAAUUUCUAUUAAAACCAAAAUUUCUACCAAAAGAAAGAAAACUUUCCAGGGCCAAUAUAGCUAUGUUGAAGAACUAUAGUGGCUCUAUGAAAUUAACAUUGAAAACAAAUGAGUCAUUAAAGAUAUAACUGGUACUCUCUCCUUUAAUGUUAAAUGUCUUGAUGUUGAAGCUAAAGUAGGAUUUAAAAUAAACUAUUUUUUGACAGAAUAUUACUUUUUAAGAAAGAAAAUCUCUCACUUAAGAGCACGAGAAUCUUGAAUAUUAAAUAUUAAUGAAUAUAAAUAUAGUUUUUAAAAGAAUUAAAUCAAUAUUUUAAGAAGGAUUUUUGUCGUAAGCCGACUGGUAAUCAUAUGUCCUUUUUUAGCUCAACUAUUCUGAAAUAUAGACCUGUCUAACUUAGAGAAAAUAACCCUUCCUAGCUGUCCGGUCGAUCCUGAUAUACGCCAAGUUUUAGCUUUACUUUAUCGUUUUUUCAUAAGUUCAAUUGUCGUUGUGUUUGAGGUAGAAAUUCGUUUUAUAAAUCUCUGUUGAAGUUAAAAUCACCUCCUAUUUCCCCACCACCAGGUUUUGUUCUGGUUUAAUGACUUGGUGUUCUCUUAUUCAAAAACACGUCCACUUUACUAUUGCUUAUGUGGACUAAUCCGAGUAAACAGCAUUAAAUCACGAAUAACACCGUGAGAACUUGGCUGCAAACUUACUAAAGAACUUGCAAUACAGGAAGAUACUUUCGUUUAAGUUAGCUUUAAUAAUAUAUUAAGUAAAAAAAAAAGGGCAUGCAGAUUAAUGUUGCGUAAAUCGCGUGUGUAGCCUUAAUCGCGUGCUGAGCUUUUAAUUAUGUAGUUUGUUCGUGCACUUUUGAAUUACGUAGUUCACAUGCAAAGCUUUAUGUUGCGUAGUUCGCGCGUGCAGUUUAGAUUGUGUAGUUCACGCGCAAAGUUUUAUGUUGCGUAGUUUACGCGUGCAAUAUUAAAUUGCAUAGCUCACGUGCGCAGCGAUUGUUGCGUGGUUUGUGCGUGCAGCGUUAAUUGCGCGCGUAGAUUUCAUUACGUAGUUCCUGCCACAGUUUUGAAUUGCAUAAUUUACGCAUGCAGUCCUUAAUUGGAUAUAUCGCGCAUGCAGCUUUAUGUUGCGUGGUUAGUGCGGUUUGCGUUUGCUUUUACGUCUUACUUGUUAACCAGGCUUUAAAUGGUAAAACCCGCGCGCGCAGCUUUCCAUCGCGUAGCUCGUGUGCGCAGCUUUAAAUUGCGCAGUCCGCGUGCACAGCUUUUUAUUGCGUCUGAUUGCGUAGUUCACACGCAAUUUUAAAUUGUUGCGGUUGCAGAUUACGGUCACAACUAGAGUUGCGAUUAUAUUCGGAGCGCGAGCAAUUUUUGCGCCAACAGAUACAUAGGUUCUGUUCUCUUAGUGCAGUUGCUUUUAGGAGUUGCCUCUGAGUACACGUAUUAUAAUUUAAUACAUACUGCGAACUACACUGUGAAGUAUUGUUGUUCGUGUCUUCGAUUAGGUGAACGAUGUAUUUUCACAGUCGGUGGCUUCAAAUCUUUCAAUUGAAAUGUGCAGAAUCUCAGCAUGUAUGAAAUAAAAACAUCUUACCUUGGAAA